This is a messenger RNA of Nannizzia gypsea CBS 118893, 4440 nucleotides long. Its product is annotated as brefeldin A resistance protein. Gene Ontology annotation, molecular function: ABC-type transporter activity; ATP binding; ATP hydrolysis activity. Gene Ontology annotation, biological process: transmembrane transport. The transcript has 4 exons. Gene Ontology annotation, cellular component: membrane. The record is from RefSeq and is a predicted model, not a curated record. NCBI's taxonomy places the organism in Eukaryota, Fungi, Ascomycota, Eurotiomycetes, Onygenales, Arthrodermataceae. The coding region runs from base 1 to 4440 and encodes 1479 amino acids.
AUGGCUUCUAACCCUGUGGGAGCUAAUCCUCCCAAACUUGAAAUUCCUGGCGAAAGUUCGGACUCGGAUACCAUCUUUACUAACAGUGAUUAUGAGCGUGAGCGAGAGAACCUGAGGAAUAGUAACCGCCAGGGGUUGACCCAACCAACCGGGGGUGUUGAUGUACAGAAAGCCGAGGAAGACUUUGCUGUUUUGAGCAAAGAGUUAUCUAGAAUCUCAGAGAAAUCAAAACGGCCGUUCACCCAAGAGCAAAAUGGCCUAGAUGAGAAGGGCUCGUACGAUGUCGAGAGUGGCGCUGAGGGCAAUUCAACCUUUGACCUGGAAGCUGCCCUUCAUGGUUCUCGAGAUGCAGAGGCGGCUGCCGGAAUAAGGCCAAAGAGAAUCGGUGUUAUUUGGGAUGGACUUACUGUUCGUGGUAUUGGCGGAGUAAAGUACACAGUACCCACAUUUCCUGACGCCGUCAUUGGAUUUUUCAAUCUACCUGCCACAAUCUACAACAUGUUGGGUUUUGGGAAGAAAGGAGAGGAAAUUGAGAUUCUCAAAAAGUUCAAAGGUGUGGCUAAGCCUGGUGAAAUGGUACUGGUUCUGGGAAAGCCGUCCUCAGGCUGCACAACCUUUUUAAAGGUUAUAGCAAAUCAGCGAUUUGGAUACACCGGUAUUGAUGGCGAGGUCCUCUAUGGCCCAUUUGAUUCCGAGAAGUUCGCGAAACGUUAUCGUGGAGAGGCUGUUUACAACCAAGAAGAUGACAUCCAUCAUCCCUCUCUCACGGUGGAACAGACCCUUGGCUUUGCAUUAGAUACCAAAACCCCCGGCAAGCGUCCAGCUGGCCUUUCGAAGUCUGCAUUCAAGAAGAAGGUCAUUGAUCUUCUCCUCAAGAUGUUCAACAUCGAACAUACCGCAAACACCGUGGUUGGCAAUCAAUUCAUUCGAGGAGUUUCUGGAGGAGAGAGAAAACGUGUUAGUAUUGCUGAAAUGAUGAUCACAGCAGCCACUGUUCUGGCUUGGGAUAACACUACUCGUGGCCUUGAUGCUUCCACCGCCCUCGAUUUCGCCAAAUCUCUUCGGAUAAUGACGAACAUAUAUAAAACUACCACCUUUGUUUCGCUAUACCAGGCGUCCGAAAACAUAUACAACCAGUUCGACAAAGUUAUGGUCCUGGACCAGGGCCAUCAAGUAUUCUUUGGACCCAUCAGUGGAGCCCGUGCCUAUUUUGAGGGCCUUGGUUUUAAGGAGAAACCACGCCAAACCACGCCCGAUUACCUCACUGGUUGUACCGAUCCUUUCGAAAGAGAAUAUAAAGAUGGAAGAAAUGAAACAAAUGCUCCAUCUACCCCAGCUGACCUGGUCAAAGCCUUUGAUGAAUCUCAGUUUAGCAAAGACUUGGACAAUGAGAUGGCCAUAUACCGUUCUAAACUUGAGGAGGAGAAGCAUAUCCAGGAAGACUUUGAAGUAGCCCAUCAUGAAGCAAAACGGAAGUUCACAUCGAAAUCCUCCGUCUAUUCGGUUCCAUUCCACCUUCAGAUCUUCGCUUUGAUGAAACGACAGUUCUUGAUCAAGUGGCAGGACAAAUUCUCCCUUACUGUCUCAUGGGUCACCUCAAUUUCAAUUGCCAUAAUUAUCGGAACAGUUUGGCUAAAGCUCCCAGCCACCAGCAGUGGUGCCUUUACACGAGGCGGCCUUUUGUUUGUGUCUCUAUUGUUUAACGCCUUCAACGCAUUCGGCGAACUUGCAUCGACUAUGGUAGGGCGCCCUAUCAUAAACAAACAACGAGCUUUUACAUUCUACCGUCCAAGUGCUCUAUGGAUUGCUCAGGUGGUGGUUGAUAUGGCAUUCUCGUCUGCUCAGAUCUUUGUCUUCAGUGUCAUUGUCUAUUUCAUGUGUGGACUUGUCCUGGAAGCAGGAGCUUUCUUUACUUUCGUCCUCAUCAUCAUAACCGGAUACCUUGCCAUGACCUUAUUCUUCCGUACUGUUGGCUGUCUUUGUCCCGACUUUAAUUAUGCCUUAAAGGGUAUUUCAGUGUUGUUAUCGUUCUACGUGCUCACGUCGGGCUAUUUGAUUCAAUGGAAUAGUCAAAAAGUCUGGCUUCGAUGGAUCUUCUACAUCAAUCCCUUGGGCCUUGGUUUUUCGUCUAUGAUGAUCAAUGAGUUUCGCCGCCUUACCAUGAAGUGUGAGUCUGAUUCUCUUAUCCCUGCCGGGCCAGGAUAUUCGGAUAUUGCCCAUCAAGUUUGUACCCUGCCUGGCAGUAGCCCAGGAUCGGCCACCAUACCAGGUUCCAGUUAUAUCAGCCUAGCAUUCAAUUACCAAACUGCUGACCAGUGGAGAAACUGGGGAAUAAUUGUUGUUCUGAUUGCUACAUUUUUAUUCACCAACGCUUUUCUUGGAGAGGUCAUUACCUAUGGAGCUGGUGGAAAGACUGUCACUUUCUUUGCCAAGGAGUCCAAAGACCUCAAGGAACUCAAUGAAAACCUGAUGAAACAAAAGGAGGACCGACAACAGAAGCGAGGCAACAACUCUGGGUCAGAUUUGCAAGUUGCAUCGAAGUCUGUAUUAACAUGGGAGGAUCUUUGCUAUGAAGUCCCAGUGCCUGGAGGUACACGACGCCUUCUGAAUAGUAUUUACGGGUACGUCGAGCCAGGAAAGCUUACUGCUUUGAUGGGUGCAAGUGGUGCUGGUAAAACAACACUCCUUGACGUUCUUGCUUCCCGGAAAAAUAUUGGAGUCAUUACUGGCGAUGUUCUUGUUGAUGGCCGCCUACGAGGCACUGCAUUCCAGCGUGGCACAUCGUAUGCCGAGCAGCUGGACGUACACGAAUCUACCCAGACUGUUCGUGAGGCACUCCGUUUCUCUGCAACACUUCGCCAGCCGUAUGCGACUCCUGAGUCUGAAAAAUUCGCCUAUGUUGAAGAAAUUAUCUCACUCCUUGAGUUAGAAAACCUUGCAGAUGCCAUCAUUGGCACCCCUGAGACUGGCCUGUCAGUUGAAGAACGAAAGCGGGUGACUAUUGGUGUAGAGCUAGCAGCUAAACCACAGCUUUUGCUGUUCCUUGAUGAGCCUACUUCCGGUCUUGACAGCCAGUCCGCAUUCAAUAUUGUUCGGUUCCUUCGCAAACUCGCUGCUGCUGGGCAAGCCAUCCUCUGCACCAUUCACCAACCUAACUCCGCUUUGUUUGAAAACUUCGAUCGUCUCCUAUUGCUCCAGCGCGGGGGUGAGUGUGUUUAUUUCGGUGAUAUUGGUAGAGAUGCUAGUGAUUUGAUUGACUACUUUCACCGAAAUGGCGCAGACUGCCCUCCUAAAGCAAAUCCUGCUGAAUGGAUGUUGGAUGCAAUUGGUGCUGGUCAAGCUCCUCGCAUCGGUAACCGAGACUGGGGUGAUAUCUGGCGCACGUCCCCUGAGCUCGCAAACGUUAAAGCCGAAAUUGUUAAUAUGAAGUCGGAUCGAAUCCGGAUAACUGAUGGCCAAGCAGUUGAUCCAGAAUCGGAAAAAGAGUACGCAACCCCGUUAUGGCAUCAAAUAAAGGUUGUGUGUCACCGCACGAACCUGUCCUUCUGGAGAUCUCCCAACUACGGUUUCACCCGUCUUUACAGCCACGUUGCCGUUGCUUUGAUUACUGGGUUAAUGUUUUUGAAUUUAAAUAAUUCGCGAACGUCCCUCCAGUAUCGUGUCUUCGUUAUCUUCCAGGUCACCGUGCUGCCAGCCUUAAUUCUAGCUCAGGUAGAGCCCAAAUACGAUAUGUCUCGACUGAUUUUCUACCGAGAGUCAGCGGCAAAGGCCUAUCGCCAGUUCCCAUUUGCUUUGGCGAUGGUGCUCGCUGAACUCCCAUACAGCAUCAUCUGUGCGGCCUGCUUCUAUCUACCACUCUAUUUUAUGCCUGGGCUUUCCAACGAACCAAGCCGAGCUGGAUAUCAGUUCCUCAUGGUUCUAAUUACUGAGAUAUUCUCUGUAACUUUAGGGCAGGUGAUUUCGGCUUUAACGCCCAGCACAUUUACAGCUGUUCUUCUGAAUCCACCGGUUAUGGUCAUCUUCGUAUUACUUUGCGGCGUUGCUAUACCAAAGCCCCAAAUUCCUAAGUUCUGGCGUGUCUGGCUUCAUGAGCUGGAUCCUUUUACUCGACUGGUCAGCGGCAUGGUUGUGACCGAACUUCAUGGACAAGAGGUCAAAUGCGCAGGACUAGAGUUGAAUCGCUUUACAGCGCCAGCUGGUGAAACCUGUGGCUCAUAUAUGGAGAAAUUCUUUGCCAACAACGGACCAGGUUAUCUGGUCAACAAUGCCACCGACAUGUGCGAAUACUGUGCUUAUAAGGUCGGAGAUGAAUUCUACAGGGUGUUUGGGAUGUCUUUUGACAACAGAUGGAGAGAUUUGGGUAUUUUUGCCGCAUUUAUCGGAUCAAAUUUACUGCUUCUAUUUAUCGGGUCUCGAUAUCUCAAUUUCAACCGCCGAUAG